Molecule: messenger RNA, 2949 nt
Organism: Tilletiaria anomala UBC 951
Lineage: Eukaryota; Fungi; Basidiomycota; Exobasidiomycetes; Georgefischeriales; Tilletiariaceae
Product: nuclear pore protein 84/107
Exons: 7
Coding region: 84-2906 (940 amino acids)
Biological process (GO): mRNA export from nucleus; post-transcriptional tethering of RNA polymerase II gene DNA at nuclear periphery; protein import into nucleus
Cellular component (GO): nuclear pore outer ring; nuclear pore
Molecular function (GO): structural constituent of nuclear pore
Source: RefSeq, a predicted model, not a curated record
AUGGCAGACCUGCCAAUCAGACGCCCUUCUCGUAAAGAAGCCCCGCCGGUCAUCAAGGACAAGGUAUCAGUGUGCUCGAAGCCAUGGCCAAAGCAGAUGGCGGCCGGAGCAGCGAGCCAAGCGGUAGCGGCGGCAGCAGCGGCGGCCCGUCCUCGUUUGCAGCAUUUGCGGCAAUCCUGCAAAAUGCACAACACGCCGAUGUGCCAACGCGUCUCGACGUGCACAGCGGCCAGGGUACGGCCUUCCAGUUUGCACAGGUCUGCUUAGCGCGCGCAGAAGAGGCGCGCCUGUCGAUCGGCUCGGCAGGAGGCCGAGGUGGGAAUGGUGGAACAGGGUCAUCAUUGAUUGUCGUGCAAAAUGAAGACGAGGUGGAAUGGGAUCAGGAUGGUGACGCGCUUGGCUGGGAGAUGGAAGCGCGCACCUGGCUCUUGAUUGGCCUACUCAGCGCUGAGCGCUACCAUCAACGGAAGUACCAGCCCCAGCAGCAACGAAAUACACGACCAUCUCUCUCCAAGGGCAUUACCCACGAUGAGGAGCCGGAAACAGCAGCGAUGUCUUUCUCCUCAAAUCCAUACGACCCGCCCAUCUCGCGCGCACAGACAUUCAUCGCAUCCCCAUCCACACAAUUAUCCGAGCUGAACGUGAUCCGCGAGUGGCUGCAGGCGCAUGUGCUGCCCGUACGCCAUCCCAUCGAGGUGCGACAGGGCUACUGGACAUUCACCAAGCACAAACUUAGGAAUGCGCAGCGCACGGGCGCGAUGGGCCUUCAACCUGGCGUAGAGCGAAACGCAGCCGGUAUAUCCCUUGACCCAGACUUUCCCAAUCGCGCGAGCAGCGCCCCCUCCGGGAGCGCCAACACCAGCACCACCUUGACCUCACUGUCCUUCGAAGACGCCACUUAUGAAACCGCAUCCUGGCGCUUCCUAUUUGAACUUGCGCGCCACGGGCGUCUAGAUCUGUGCUUUGACAUGGCACGCCAGAUGAAUGCGCAUUGGAAAGCAGCAAGCUUGCGCGGAGGCUUGCUCUACUCUGAUCCAGCGUUACUGGGCACAGGGAUGGACGAGGAUGACGCCUACCAAGACGGAGACACGGCAGGCUUAGUGGGCCUGGAGAAGCGAGCGAUGGGAAAUCGCAACCGUGCCCUCUGGAAGGCCGUCUGUCGGCGGAUCGCUUCCGGCGUGGCGAGUGCGCAUGGAAGCGCAGGCGCAGGUGCCGGCGUCGGCGCAGAUGCAGACGCGUACGAGCGUGCAUUGUACGGCAGCCUCGGCGGUGACCUGCGCUCUGUGCUCGCUGUCUCACACAGCUGGGAGGAGCAGCUGUGGGCGUACGUGAACGCUUCUUUUGAAGCGAAACUCGACCGCCUUCUCACUUCCCCUGUAUCUGGCUCUGAUGCUUCAGCUGGGGCGAACCCGGAAGAGGCUGCGCAAGAUAACUGGUGGUACGCCAAAGAGGGUUGCACAACUGGGCGGGAGAUGAUAGGCAUCGAUGGCGACAGCAGCAUAGAUGAGUCGGUGAAGAUGUCCCUCAAAGCAAUUUUCGAUCGACUAGAGCAGACGCAGACCGAUGGCAUUUACGCACAAGCGAACGACCCUUUUCGAACGUUCCAACGCUACCUGAUCCUCAACACGACCGACUCGCUGCUCGCGCAAGUAGACGAGCGCCUGCGCCUCAUGCGUACGACCCUCACGCGCGCGCAGUACGCGCGAUUCGUCCGCUUCUUUGCGCACUACAUCCUCUUCGCCAGGCUCAUUCGCACCGAUGCAGAUGCGGACGGCCAGGCGGGGCAGCCGCCCGAAGCAGGCACCGACUCGGAGGCGGCGCGCAAGGAAGGCAGCAACAGCAGCAGCGCUGAGCUGGCCGCGAACGCCAUCCUGCGUCUGUACGUCGAGCUGCUCGAAGAAGCAGGGCAAGACGACGAUCUGAUUGCUCUGUACGCAUCGAGCCUCGACUCGCAAAAUGCAGUCGAUUCAUACGCGCAGUACCUCAAGUCCAUCGAUGUCAACACUGACAUCGGCACGAGGAGGAGCGCGCUGCUUCGCGCCAAGGAUCAUGAUCUUGACCUACCAGCCGUUGCGCGACGCACAGUAGCACUGGUCUUUGACGACUCGAUUCCUAUGGUUCCAAGCUUACUUGAAGAGAUGGGUCACAUCAGCAGCUUUGAGCUUGGCCUCAGCCCUGUCGAAGAGCGGUUAAUCAAAGCGGUCGACUGGCUCGGCUUUGAUGCCGCCACGUACGAAGACUACAUUGUUGAGAGCAAUGCGCUCAUGCGCCUGUUCUUGUCAUCUGGGCGUCUGCACGCAGCGCGCACGCUCCUCUUCAGCCUUUCACAAGAGAUUGUCGGCAUGGCCGCAGGCUUUAACUUGCCAGGAGAGCAAAGCACCGAGCAUCUGCAAUGGCAUAGCUUCUUUGACGCGUUGAACCAGCAUGACCGCUUUGUGCAGAUUUGGAGCGAGAGAAAGAACGAAACGUCCACAACUCGUACCGAAAAGGCAAAGUGGGACAAAGCUGUUGCGCACGCUUGCGGGGAGGCCUACCGAUCCGCUAUGCAAGUGUUCGAGCAAGAUUGGCUCAAGCUGGACAUCGUGCCCGAGACUGCCGCAGAUGAAGAGCGCCUCGAGCAGCUCGCACGGAUGCGCAAGAUCUACAUACCGGACCUUAUCUUUCGCUUGCACAACAUGUUCUUUGAUACCAGCGAACUUCUUCGCGACAAUCUUGCCUCAGCCCUACAACUGGCCAACGUAGUAGCCGACGAGCGUAUGAAACUAUAUCUCGAGUUCAUCUGGCCGAAGGAGAACAAGCUCAAAGAGUAUUUGACUCUCGUCAGGGAGGCGUCGCUUGCCCAGCUCGAAGACAGCAGUAUGGAUGGAAAUGUCUUCAAGGCGGUUGAGCGUGCACCCAAGCUGUAAUUAGAGCAAGCCUCUCAAAUGCGUGAGAUCUAUUUCAGAGAUG